UCAUGUGGUGCAUGUGUGUGCAAGUAUAAGACAAACUGAUCAACUCAGCAACACAACAGUUGUUUGGCUCACUUCCACUUCACGGUUUGCUCUGAUAGUUAUUAUACAGUAUAGAAUUCUGCCUUCUCUACCUACAUGAGUAAAGGCUGAUCACACUGGAAGUAUGAACAUCUCUGAGGAGGGCUUCAUCCACCGAGAGAACAUUGUCUUUGCUACAUUCUACAUCUUGAUUUUUAUUUUUGCUGUUCCUGGAAAUGCAUUAGCACUUUGGGCCUUCUUCCACCAAAGCAGCACCUCUCCAUCUAAGGUCUUUUUGCGUCACCUGUCAGUGGCAGAUAUUUCCUAUAUCCUCAUUUUGAUCAUGCGCAUAGUUUAUCACCUCUUUGACAGCUACUGGCCUUUUGGACAUGUCCUCUGUAAAGUGGCUGGCUUCCUCUUUUACCUCAACAUGUAUUGCAGCAUGUACCUAAUGAGCUUCAUCAGCCUGGACAGAUUUCUGGCUGUGGUUCUACCCAUCAGAUCACAGUCCAUCAGGAAGCCUCUAUAUGCAAAUGUGAUUGUUGGUAUAUUAUGGAUGACAAUUAUUGUAUCUAUGUGUCCGAUACUUAUAAAAGAGGAAGCAAUCAACAACACAACUGGCAUCUGCAACAAACUAUAUUUGGAAGAUACAUCCUCUACCGCAUUGGUUUCAACUAUUGUGGCAUUUGUUCUUCCCCUCACCACAAUAGUGAUCUCAUACAUACUGAUUCUUUGGAAACUAAGGACAGUGAAGAAACAAGGAAAUAGAGCAGUGAGAGAUAAAGCUAUCAAAAUGAUUAUCCUGAUUCUAAUGAAUUUCCUGAUUGCAUUUGUUCCCUACCACGUGAACCGUGUCAUUUACAUUACACAAGGACAUGAAAACACAGCUACUGAUGAAACCCUGGGAAGAGUGAACCGGAUCACGUCUGCACUGACCUGUGUGAGUGGGGUUCUGGAUCCUGUGAUGUAUUUCUUCUUGAACCGUGCAUACAGGGACAAACUGCAUCAGCUGUUCUGUAAAAAGUAAAUGCAACCUUAACCUUAUCAGAAUCAGCUUUAUUGGCCAAGUAUGUGAACACAUACAAGGAGUUUGGCUUUGGUUUUUACAUUGCUCGAACUUGAACCCAGACAACAUGUGGACCUGGACACAACAUAG
This is a messenger RNA of Sphaeramia orbicularis (orbiculate cardinalfish), 1174 nucleotides long. RefSeq names its product uracil nucleotide/cysteinyl leukotriene receptor. The transcript is spliced from 2 exons. Gene Ontology annotation, biological process: phospholipase C-activating G protein-coupled receptor signaling pathway; positive regulation of Rho protein signal transduction. Gene Ontology annotation, cellular component: plasma membrane. Gene Ontology annotation, molecular function: G protein-coupled receptor activity. The record is from RefSeq and is a predicted model, not a curated record. NCBI's taxonomy places the organism in Eukaryota, Metazoa, Chordata, Actinopteri, Kurtiformes, Apogonidae. The coding region runs from base 164 to 1045 and encodes 293 amino acids.